Malassezia globosa CBS 7966 is the source of this 2199-nucleotide messenger RNA. RefSeq lists its product as uncharacterized. The record is from RefSeq and is a predicted model, not a curated record. The coding region runs from base 1 to 2199 and encodes 732 amino acids. Gene Ontology annotation, cellular component: membrane. Gene Ontology annotation, biological process: transmembrane transport. Gene Ontology annotation, molecular function: transmembrane transporter activity. Lineage: Eukaryota; Fungi; Basidiomycota; Malasseziomycetes; Malasseziales; Malasseziaceae. The transcript has a single exon.
AUGUCGGGUGCUAACCAGGAGUACGCCGAUCACUAUAUCCACCAUAGCACGGAGCCCCUUGGUCUUCGUGAUGCGCAGGCUGCUGACGGCGGUGCCAUGCCUAAUGAACCUGCCUCAGUCCCUACCGAGCCCUCCAAUACCAACAUGUCGGAUCUCACACGCUACAAUCCGGACGCAACUGAGAUGUAUAAAGGUGACAUGAACUCUCCGUACGACGCACCUGCCAUGCCAUCGGAGGCCGAGUCCGCCUUCAACGACAUCUUGUUUCCACCGGACUCGUACUACCAUGGCACAUACUGGGCUGAUCUUCCUUUGGGUGAGCGUGCCAAGUUUAUCAACCGACAGACGGGUCAGAUUCUGAAAGAUGAACUUAUCGCGGUCGGUCGUAUGUUCAAGAGGGAUCCAUUCAGCCCAAUCUCCGCAUACUUCUCUACGUAUGUUGUCAACGGUAUGGGUAUGUUUGUCGAGGGUUACACUCUAUUCUCCGUCGGCAACCUAAAGCCCAUGUUUGCAAACACGGAUGUCCCUAAAGCCGACAAUUCAUUCUCCGGACAGAGCCAAUUUUUCCGGUGCUGGAAUAGUUCGGAUGAUAUGAAGAAAAAGCUCAACAUUCCGAAAGAGCAAUCUGGGCCCGAACGGAUUUGUGACAAGCAAUGGUUGAAUGCCAUUGACUACCUUGAAAUUGUUGGUAUUAUCGUCGGACAAAUCCUUGUCGGUAUUGAAGGUGACUGGGUUGGUCGCAAGUUUGGUAUGGUCCAGGAUGCUUUGGUCAUGACUCUCGGCUCGGUUAUGCUUACUUGUAUGUGGGGUACGAGCUUCAAUGGCUGGGUCAUUUGUUACGCUUGGUCUUUGUUCAUUUAUGGUAUUGGUGUUGGCGGUGAAUAUCCUAUGACGUCGACGCGUGCCAUGGAGGGCAACAGCAACCGGUACGCCUCAACUACUGGUGACCGUCUUCACCGUGGUCGGAACGUCUUGCUUGCUUUCUUGAUGCAGGGUUGGGGUCAGUUUGUCAACCAGGUUUUGCUUAUUUUGCUCCUCCUGAUUUUCCACAGCUCCCUGAAUGCCCCGAUCUCGCCGGUUGCUGCCCAAUACACUUUCCGUGUCUCGUUCGGCAUUAUCGCCGCAUUUACUCUCUAUCUCGCGUACUACCGUUACUACAAGAUUCAGUAUGCCGAAGGCGCUUUGAGGGAUGCCAAGGCAAGGCUGAACACGUCCGGUUACGACGCACGAUCAUUGGCGCUUGCUCUCACGCACUACUGGCACCGUCUGAUUGCAUCAACCGUCGGUUGGUUCGCCAACGAUUUCUUCUUUUAUGGUAACAAGAUUUUCUCGGGUCAGUUCAUCAAGAUUAUCAACCCGGGUGGCACGUUUACCACGACAUGGUUGUACAACCUGAUUAAUGUCGGUGUACAGCUUCCUGGUUACUAUCUGGCCGCUUUGCUUGUGGACAACAAAUUCUAUGGUCGUAAAUGGAUGCAAGCUAUCUCAUUCAUGGCCACAUUUGCCCUAUUUUGUGGUGCUACUUUUGCUUUUAAUAAACUGACAGACAAAAACGACAUGCCUCGUGUGAAAGCAUUCCAGUUCAUCUUCUUCUUCUCGUCUUUCUGGAACCAGUUCGGUUACAACUCGACGACUUUCCUUGUUGCCGCUGAGAUUUUCCCGGCCUCUAUUCGUGCCACAUGCCAUGGUGUCGGCGCUGCUAGUGGUAAGCUUGGUGCCUUGCUUCCGACGAUUAUCUACCACUACGUUGGCGAUCACGCGAAGUUCUAUAUUGUAACUUGGUUCGGUCUGGCUGGUCUGUUCGUCACACUGCUCUUCCUUCCCGAUACUACGGGUCUUGACUUGCGCGAGCAAGAGCGUUACUGGGAGUAUGUCAUGAACGGCAAUGCUCAGGACUACCAUGGUGUGGCUAUCCACCCGCGUCAUCUGUCGCUCUUUGAGCGUGUGGUACUGAAGCGGCACUUGCCUUACAACCCUCAGCUGGAUGCCCAGCAAAAGAUGGCCGAGUUCCGCACGGUGUUCCACAGUACUGUGGGCUCGGGCCACUACGGCGAAGAGGAUCUCACUGUUCAGCAGCGUGAAUUCCUUUCGAGCGAGCUUGGCAGCAAGUUCUCGAAGGACCCGAAGUUUGUUCAGAAUGGCGGUCACUUCAAUGAUUUGCACGACUCGAAGCUCGAAACGCUUGAGAAGCAGUUGUAA